Molecule: messenger RNA, 4901 nt
Organism: Halichondria panicea
Lineage: Eukaryota; Metazoa; Porifera; Demospongiae; Suberitida; Halichondriidae
Product: kinesin-like protein KIF21A
Exons: 30
Coding region: 147-4745 (1532 amino acids)
Biological process (GO): microtubule-based movement; mitotic spindle organization; spindle elongation
Cellular component (GO): microtubule associated complex
Molecular function (GO): microtubule motor activity; microtubule binding; ATP binding
Source: RefSeq, a predicted model, not a curated record
AAUAAAUGCGCAUUAUUUAAAAUGAUAAGGAAGUGCUAGCAUUCCAGUGAUAGUUGACUUAGUUAAUGGACGUUGAUUCAACUGGCACCGUUCUUUGUGUGUGAGUGUGUGUGGCCGUCUCUGUAUAAGUGAUACAAGUGUGAGAUAUGGACACAGAGACCUCAGUCAAGGUGGCUGUAAGGGUACGGCCCCAGAAUGCAAGAGAACAGAUUGACAUGUGUUGCGUGUGCACCUUCUGCACACCCGACAGUCCACACAUCGUGCUGGGGAAGGAUAAAGCAUUCACUUAUGACUAUGUGUUUGAUACCGGAGCACAACAAGAAGAGAUCUACCAGUCCUGUGUGGAGGAGCUUAUUGCAGGGUGUCUGGAGGGAUACAAUGCCACCAUACUAGCCUAUGGACAAACUGGCAGUGGGAAGACCUACUCCAUGGGUACAGGCUUUGGUAUGGCCCUAAGCCCUGAGGAGGAGGGGGUCAUACCUCGUGCAGUAGCGCAGAUAUUCUCAUCCAUAGAAGAACAGAAGAUGCAAGCGUUGGAGAGAGGUGGUCCACAGCCCGAGGUCACUGUCACUGUCCAGUUCCUAGAGCUCUACAAUGAAGAGAUUAUUGACUUGUGUGGAGAGCAGGGGAGAAGGUUGAGGAUACAUGAGGACCAGUUCUCUAACAUAUACGUUGCCGGGGCAACAGAGCAACGAGUGGACUCCCAACAAGAGACAUUGUCAUGUUUGAAACAUGGAGCUCUGAGUCGCACUGUAGGCAGUACUAAUAUGAACGCACAGUCAUCACGCUCCCACGCCAUCUUCACACUGCACAUAUCUCACAGACGCCCCUGCAAACCUUCGAGUGAGGGGGAGGCCAUGGACUGGGAAGAACUGAGCUCCAAACUUCAUUUCGUUGAUCUAGCUGGCUCUGAGAGACUCAAGAGAACAGGGGCCACUGGAGACAGGGCCAAGGAAGGCAUCUCCAUCAACUGUGGUCUACUGGCUCUUGGUAAUGUCAUCAGUGCUCUGGGGGACAAGACCAAGAAAAGUUCUCAUGUUCCUUACAGGGACUCUAAGUUGACCCGCCUCCUCCAAGACUCCCUGGGGGGUAACAGCAAGACCCUCAUGGUAGCUUGUGUGAGUCCUACUGACAGAGACUUCAUGGAGACUCUCAAUACACUCAAGUACUCCAACAGGGCGAGGAAUAUCAAGAACAAGGUCACCCUGAACCAGGACAAAGCUAGUCUGCAGUUGGCUAAUCUAAGGUCCCGCAUCUCAGAGCUAGAGGUAGAGUUGACAGAGUUCAAGAGUGGUCGCACUAUCGUAAGUGAGGAUGGAUCAGUGGUGGUCAAUGACAUGGCCACAGAGAUCACCAUGUUACGCACUGAGAAUGACAAGUUGCGUAUACGCGUGAAGGGGUCACAACAAGUGAUUGACUCUCAGGGUACUAAGAUAGCAUCCUUGCUCACUGAGAGGGAGAUGACUUCCCUAGGACGUGCUGAUGAAUCAACUGGACAAGUUGUUGGUAGCCAUGGCGAUAAGAACAAGGAUGGCCUGUCGUCCGUUAUUCAAGGAUACAUGGAACAAAUAGAAGAGCUCAAGAGCCGGCUUGUACUGAGUGAGAGCCUGGCAGCUCAGAGCCCACGAUCACCAUUCAGACGAGCCCCCAGUACACUGGCUAGAGGGGCAUCACGAGGUGCACUCACUAGAGGAGCAUCACAUGAUAUUGAGGGGUUGCUGAGUGUGGCCAGGAGUGACAUACAGAGGCUGAGGGAACAAGAGGAGACCAAGGAGAAUGGUGGUCAUGUGAGCUCAGAGGAGGACUCUAGUGGGUCAGAGAUUGAUAGUGAUGGAGGAGGGGGCUUGAGUGAUGAUUCUGAGUCAGAUGGAGAAGAGAGUCUGGCCUCUACCAUUGCAGAGCUCUCCUCUGAGAUCAACCUAAAGCAGCAGCUAGUUGAUCAACUGGAGCGCUCUCAGAAGAACUUUGCUCAGAUGCGGAAUCAAUAUGAGGAGAAGAUGACCGUCCUACAGACACAGAUACGCUCAGUGGAGGUGGAGAGAGAUAAAGUACUCAAGGAGAUAGGUUCUCAGCGUGGUGGGGAGCUAAGUCAAGCAAAGGUCAAAGAGGUCAAGGCCAGCUAUGAGAAGCAACUCAAGGAUCUCAAGUCAGAGCUGAAGCAGCUCAAGACAGUCAAGAGAGAGCAUGCUCGAGCAAUGAAGAAGAACGCAGAACAAGACAGACAGCUUAAACUGCUCAAUGGCCAACUCCUCGAUAUGAAGAAACAGAAGGUGAAGAUGAUCAACAAGAUGAGACAAGAAGCCAAUGUCAAGAAGGUUGAUGACAGUCGCAAGGCCAAGGAGAUGGGUCAGUUGCGCAAGGAAGCACGACGAAGAGAACAUCAGAUCCAGUCACUAGAGUCAAAUGCUAAGAGACGGGAAGCUGUACUCAAGAGACGACAAGAAGAGGUAUCUGCUCUGAGACGUAAGAACAGAGUGGCCUCCAGUAGUACAGCAACCAGUCUUAGUAGCAGUGGUGUUAGCAGUCUUCUCACUAGCAGUACAGCCAGCACUCUUAGUAGCAGUGGUGUUAGCAGUCUUCUCACUAGCAGUACAGCCAGCACUCUUAGUAGCAGUGGUGGUGCUAGUGGUGGUGGUCUGGAUGGAGUGGCUGUACUGUCUAGUAGCAGCACUGACACUAGCUACAAGUCAACAGUGGUCCUCCGUGAGAAGACUGGGCGCUCAGUGGACAAGGUUAAACGAAGAAUGUCCUCCGUGUUCACCUCUGACAGUGCUCGCAAAAAGUGGAGAAAUUUUGAGAGAAAAAUAGUGGAUGCUAUUCUCAAGAGGCAGACAGUGACUAACAUCUCAGUGGACAUGGACAACUGGAUAGAGAAGAGGGACAGAAUCUCACGCAACCUCGAGUCAUUUAGAACCCAAAAGAAGUCUGUUCUCGCGUCAAAGAUGGUGGACGUGGCAGAGCUGGCCAGUAUAGAGGAAGACCUCGACUCCGCUACUGCUAACAUUGACUAUGUGCAGGAGAAUAUAGUAGAGCUACAGAAUGACCUCAUUGCUCUGGAUGAUAGCAAGGUUGAUGGUGACACAAUGGAAGCACAGUCUAUCAUCAAUGCUUGCUCUCCUCGUGAGGCCAAGUAUCUGCUGGAGCAUCUCUUGGAUGUGGCUCUCAAUCUGGGAGUGAAGGCUGGUCAGAGGGAGACAGAGGUGAAGUCAUUGUCUGCACGCCUCAAAGCUUCAGAGGUGUCAGCUGAGAUCAUGCAGUCCCUCAGCUCUCCACAGGUCUCCUCUCAGCUGAAAGUGACUAAGUUCAAAGGUUACAGGAGAGCACCCUCCUCUCCGCCAGUCAUGGAUCUGGAGGAGUUAGAUGAUCCUCCAAAAGCCAGCAAGUCCUUGACAAGUCUGACAGGCCCAGAGAAACAAACCACCAAACUGCGACGUCGUACAGCUCUACCCACUGAGAUACUCUCAACCAUGUCUGACAAGCGGAACCCAACCUCCAAAGGAGCAGGUAACAGUACAGAUGGUUCUGAGGAGAGUGUAUCAGAGGUCAGAGUUCGUCACGGGAGUGCAGGACCCUUUGACGCUAAGAAGAAGGGACUGAAGAAGAAACCUGCUGAGAGGGCCGAUACCUGCAGCUCUAUUGAUGUUGCCAGCUGUCCCCCUAGUUCCCCUGCCUCCUCUCCGAGGGGAGGACUCAAGACUAGCUCAUCUGAGACCAACGUAUGGGCAAGACUAGCACACACUCUGCCAUCACAGUCCAUUGAUGCCAAGGGCUCCCUCCAAGUAGAGCGGCCUGACUCCAAGAGAAGCUCCACUCAACGAUUGCUGACAUGCACACACACUGCCAAUGGACACACAUCUGCUGUCCUGUCUAUGUUUGCCACUCAGAGCUAUCUGUUCUCAGCCUCUCAAGAUCGUAGUGUGAAGGUGUGGAACCUCAAGACUGGGACAGAGCUGCUCUCAUUGGACAAGCACUUCAGUUAUGUUCGCAGUGUCACCUUCUGUCCGAGGACUAGCCUGAUCUUCACUGCUAGUCAGUCCCUUAUAAAGAUCUGGGACAUGCGUCAUCACAGAGCACGUUGCAUCAAGACCUUUGGUCCUCCUAGUGGCAGUGGAGAGAGCGUUGUGCAAGACCUCCUAGUCUCCCCUUGUGGGAACAUACUCUUCUCUGCUGCAGGCAAUGUCAUCAAUAUCUGGGACCUCAGGAAGUUCAUGUUCUGUGGUCGUCUGGUGGGCCACAAUGGAGCAGUGUGCGCCUUGUCUCUUAGCAACGGUAUCAUGGCAACUGGAGCAAGGGAUAGACUUAUCAAACUAUUUGAUCUCUCUUCACUUGACCUUUCAACCCCAUCACCCGUCUCGCAGCCAUCCAUGUGUACUUUGUACCCACCACACUAUGACGCUGUGUCAGCGUUUGGUGUCCAUGGCAACCUCCUCUUCAGUGCGUGCGGAGUCACCAUCAAACAAUGGGACCUCUCAGAGCGAUCACUCAAACACGCUGUGGAUGGUGCUCAUCCUCAGGGCAACUUGAUCAACUCUCUAGGUGUUCUCCCAUCUCCCCUCUCCCCUCUCCUAGUCAGUGGUUGUAAGGGCGGGCUACUCAAGUUAUGGCAGCCUGACUCAUGCUCUAGUAUAGGUGAAGUGGUCGCUCAUCGGAGUUCUAUCAACAGUAUCGCCACUAAUGACACAUGUAUAUUCACUGGCUCCAGUGACAAGACAGUCAAGAUUUGGCGGCCGUGUCUACAAGACUAGAGCUCUGUGAACAAUCAAACACUCAAUCAUGAAUGUUCCUCUAUUACAUCAUGAAUGUUCCUCUAUUACAUCGUGAAUGUUCCUCUAUUACAUCAUGAAUGUUCCUCUAUUACAUCGUGAAUGUUCCUCUAUUACAUCAUGAAUGUUCCUCUAUUA